Messenger RNA from Gloeophyllum trabeum ATCC 11539, 1982 nucleotides. Its product is annotated as Aldo/keto reductase. NCBI's taxonomy places the organism in Eukaryota, Fungi, Basidiomycota, Agaricomycetes, Gloeophyllales, Gloeophyllaceae. Bases 652 to 1734 code for a protein of 360 amino acids. The transcript has 11 exons. The record is from RefSeq and is a predicted model, not a curated record.
CAGACGCAGAGCUUGUUGGACAGAAAAAGAGGGAACAUACGAUUGUUCCUUUUGCGAGAUAGAUGGAUGGCCGGUCGUCCCGACCGGCGACUGACAACUGGCACCUAACAGAAGAGUGGUGCGCCCCGGCCACGGGAAGAAGCGGGAGAUUCGAUUGUGGGGAAGGAGGAAGGCGGGGGAACAGCAAUAGAAUGCAGGACCGUCCUGCGCGCUGGGAAUCGUGUCCGACAUCGAGGAGGCGAGAGCGGCGGGGUGUGGGAGGCAGGAAAGGAGGGAGGAGAAGCGCAGGGCGAUGCGUGCAGGCCAGCGACGAAGGUUGGUCAGUGACGCGGUCGCGGCCCCGACUUGGCGUGUGCGACGAGGAGGAGCAAGGACGAGACAGAAAACACGGAGAAGGACAGUAUCCUUUUGUUUUCAGCCGCGCCCUCGGGCCGGGUCGCUCUGGACAGGAAAGAAUCGCGGCAGGGCAAAGCACAUAGCGAGCACUGACUGAAGAGGAGAGUAUCGCCCGGCCCCGGCCCGACAACUUGCCGAUCGACGUCAUCAUCGCCCCCAAUCUAUUCCCAGACAGACGCGGAUUGAUAAGUCGCGCUCCCGUGGCGGAUAUAAACCCCUUCUCCCCCCAUCCUACACAAAGAAAGCGACCGCAACAUGUCCGGCGAACAAGUCAAGAUGGAGUUCGACCCAAAGAACAUGCCCUUCCGCCAGCUCGGCUCGAGCGGCCUGCGCGUCCCGCUCUUCUCGCUCGGCGGCUGGCUCACGCUCGGCGGCACCGUCGUCGGCGACCCCGUCAAGGAAAUCAUCAAGGUCGCGUACGAGAACGGGAUCAACAUGUUCGACACCGCGGAGGCGUACGCAAAGGGCAAGUCCGAGCUCGAGAUGGGCCGCGUGAUCAAGGAGCUCGGCCUGCGCCGCACGGACCUCAUCGUCACCACCAAGAUCUUCUGGGGGCCGCGCGACGGCCCGAACGACAAGGGCCUGUCCAGGAAGCACAUCAUCGAGGGCACGCGCGAGUGCCUGCAGCGCCUCCAGCUCGACUACGUCGACGUCCUCUUCGCGCACCGCCCCGACCCGACCGUGCCCAUGGAGGAGACCGUCCGCGCGUUCCACUGGGUCAUCGAAAAGGGCUGGGCCCUGUACUGGGCCACCUCCGAGUGGUCCGCGCGCGAUUUCGAAGAGGCUAUCCACAUCGCGGACAAGUACGGCCUGCACAAGCCCGUCGCGGAGCAGUGCCAGCACAACAUGUUCCACCGCGAGCGGCCCGAGAAGGAGUACCUGCCGUUGUACAAGAAGUACAAGAUCGGCACGACGGUGUGGAGCGCGCUCGCGAGCGGGCUGUUGACGGGCAAGUACAACGACGGCGUCCCGCCCGGCUCGCGCUUCGACCUCAACAAGGACUUCUUCAAGAACACGCUGCAGGCGCUCACCGAGCAGGAGGGGCUCGCGAAGAUCGAGAAGGUGAGGAAGCUCACGGGGGUCGCGCAGAAACUGGGCUGCACCCCGACACACCUCGCCCUCGCGUGGGUCGCCAGGCACCCGACCACGUCCACCGUCAUCCUCGGCGCGUCGCGCCCCGAGCAGGUCCUCGACAACCUCCGCGCGAUCGACGUCGUCCCGCGGAUCACGCCGGAGGUGGAGGCGGAGAUUGAGGGGAUAUUGGGGAAUCGGCCGGAGGGAUAUGCGACGUACGGCCGCCCGCCGCUCGACCCCCACGGGCGCGACCCGAUCUACUAGGCGCGCCACCGCGCCUCCGUCACGUUGGCGGGCUCGAGAUAGGGAGAAGGGAGAAGAGGGAUGGGCUGGGUGCGCGGAGGGACAAGCGGAACGCAGGGCAAGAAGGAAGUAAAAGUGAAUUGUGUGUAUGUAUCGUUAGGCUCGUAUGGCAUUCGAUGUGCCGUGGUUAGGGUUCGCGUUCCCGCCGGAUCGGAUGCCCAGCUAGUUAUGUGAAGAAGGCGGUACGGACGUCAAAUUUGCACCCCCUG